AUGAAGUCUGUCAAUCUGUUAAUCAUCCUUCUCGGGUGCUUUCUAUUUGGCGCUAUCGGGUCCCCAGUAUCAACGGAUGGCCAUAUCCAUGAUAAACGAGGGCUCGAGGUAACCAAUGGGGAUGAAAUUAUCUUGGUCAACACACAUACCGGUGCUAAGAAGGACAUAGCAGCAAUCAGUGAAUCGGACCAGACAUGGAUCGAAAAACACACAACCAAGAUGAAAAGCAGGAACAUACCAUUUCUCUCCGCUAUCCAUGCGUACUACAACUAUGACCCUCUAGGGAAAGGAAAUAAGCCUAUAGCAAAGGCUGAGGUUCACUUCUGGCCGCCAAAGGAUGAGAAUAAGCAACAGCAAGAAAUUAUGAAAACAAAGCUUGACGCCGCGAAGAUCGAGUGGAAGAAGACCGACGCAUACAAGAAUUUGAAACAAUAUCUUGACGAGCUUAGCAAAGAUGUUGAGGUCUCGAAGAUUAUCGGCCUAGGCUGUGGAUCCUUGGACGGCCUUAACCCUUUCUCUGAAGCAUCCCAGACACGAAAUAGGGGACGAUCUUACAUUCAACUAGCAGCCGUGCUUACGAUGCAGGAGGACCUCAAGAGUGGACCUGAAGUCAUCUUACAAGAUCCAACCUAUGGAGAUAACGAGAUCGAUUUCAUGACCAAAUCUGGCUCCUCAGGCGGCGUUCAAGUCACGAAUGAUCCUGAUGCUUUCGACGCUAUAGACGAAAAAACCAUUUUUUUCAAUAUAGGAGGAUACGAGGGAUUUUGGUAUCGCAUCGAAAAUGGUCCGACACCGGUCGCUAUAAUAACUGAUUCUCUUGAUACGACCAUUGGGAACCGGCCUAUGCUGAAACCACAGUCGGACUUGCUCGAAAAGUACACCGACCCCCAGGAAGUUGCACCCGCAGGUACGGAGGGACUAGGCAGACACCCAACGAAGUUCUGGACGAGAGCGUGUAACUAG
Molecule: messenger RNA, 963 nt
Organism: Penicillium riverlandense
Lineage: Eukaryota; Fungi; Ascomycota; Eurotiomycetes; Eurotiales; Aspergillaceae
Exons: 3
Coding region: 1-963 (320 amino acids)
Source: RefSeq, a predicted model, not a curated record